This is a messenger RNA of Penicillium canescens, 1251 nucleotides long. RefSeq lists its product as uncharacterized. The transcript is spliced from 2 exons. The record is from RefSeq and is a predicted model, not a curated record. Gene Ontology annotation, biological process: regulation of transcription by RNA polymerase II. Lineage: Eukaryota; Fungi; Ascomycota; Eurotiomycetes; Eurotiales; Aspergillaceae. Gene Ontology annotation, molecular function: DNA-binding transcription activator activity, RNA polymerase II-specific. The coding region runs from base 1 to 1251 and encodes 416 amino acids.
AUGGAAUCGCUCGAACCUGCCGUGACUUGGUCAAAUAAGCGACGCCAGGGAAACAUGCAAAGUCGCCGACGGAUCAAGUACAAGGAAAACCCGGGCUCAACCCCGACUUGUUUACAUUGCGCUGGCCGCAAUAUACUGAGCCAAUAUCCGCCUCGACCCCGGUUGACCCGGAUAGACAUCAAGUAUCGAUCCUUGUCUUCGUCUAGCGCUUCGUCUACCUCAAAAUCGAUGGCCUCGCCAUUAUCAUCAAUGACAGAAACCCGAACUCAGGCAACGUCCGAUUCAAAAUAUGCCCAUACACAUACCUGCCUACCAGAAAAAAUGGAAGAAACCCUCCAUCUCCAAGAUCUCGAACUGAUGAUGCACUGGUGCACGACAACCUACAAAUCAUUGGCGCGAGAUGCCCCAUCCGAAAGAAUAUGGCAAACCAUCGUCCCAAACCUCUCCCUCCGGUGCCCAGCUCUGCGCCACGGCCUACUAGCCCUAUCGGCCCUGCACCUAGCGUCAUCAAGCGCAGGACCCUCCCGAAGGUGGCGGUACCUCGACACAGCCCGGUCCCACCGAACACAUGCGCUAAACGGACUCCGACAAGACAGCCAAGACCUAACAGACCCAGAAUGCAACGCCACCUUCGCACUUUGCUGCAUAAUGCUCGUCUUCGCGUUCGGUUACUGCAUCCUCGAAAUCGAAAACGACGAACCAGACGAAGACCAGCCAGGCCCGCUGGAUGAGUUCUUCGAGGUCUUCCAGUUAACCCGGUGGCUGCUUAGCAUUCAGAUGCGCCUUAUUGACCGCAUCUCUGUUACCGAGCUCAGGCCACUCAUUGCACCGGAUGAUUCGCGCCCGACAAUGCCUGAUAUGUCGCGGUUGGUCGUUCUCUCGCUGCGCAGACAGAAUAGUAUGGAAUCCGAGCGUGAUCCAGCGCAUCCGAAGGAUCUAUAUGAUUCUGCAAUUGAGCAUCUGAGCAAUUCCCUGGAGCAACUGAUGAAAGGCGGCGAGCCGAGGGUGUUUGCAUUUUGUUGGAGUUUCCGUGUUCCAGAGCCGUUUUUGGACCUCAUGACUUCGCACCAGCCUUUUGCGCUUGUCGUUCUGGCUCAUUAUGCUGUUAUCUUGCAUCAUCUGCGGGAUAUGUGGUGGAUGGGCGAUUGGGGGACUAGGAUUCUGAGGGAAAUUGGGGAUCUUCUGGAACCGGAAUGGCGUGAGCUUAUUAACUGGCCUAUUGAUGCCACGGGGUGUUUUAUUCCGGCAUGA